Messenger RNA from Galendromus occidentalis (western predatory mite), 845 nucleotides. RefSeq lists its product as uncharacterized. The coding region runs from base 36 to 713 and encodes 225 amino acids. The transcript has a single exon. The record is from RefSeq and is a predicted model, not a curated record. NCBI's taxonomy places the organism in Eukaryota, Metazoa, Arthropoda, Arachnida, Mesostigmata, Phytoseiidae.
AGCAGUUGUUCUUCGACAAACACUUGAAGCAGCUAAUGAUGAAAGUUGCAGCAUCAAUCGCCAUAAUUGUUGUAGGCCUUGCGCCUUACGUCGUGUCGGACAAGUGUCAUCUACGCGAAUUGGAUUUGUGCGCUGCUUCAGCAGCUGGAGUCUCGAAAGUUCCUGCUACCGACGCAGACAUCGACAAGUAUUGCUCAGUCGGUCAAGAAGCCAAGGAAUGCGUCAACCAGUACACAUCACAGUGCGCGACUCCCAUCCAAAAGGAGAUUAUUGCCUGGGCUACCAAGGAUCCACUCCGUAGCAGCGAGGAAUUCUGUAAAAAAGGAAGUAAGGUCCGCGGCGACUACUUGAAACACGCUCCAUGCUUGGCCAAGGCUCAACCCGAGGGCAAAAAAUGCGUCGAUGAUAUCCAUGCGGGCCUCGAGAAACUCGAGAAAGCCAAGUUCUCCGAUCGCAUCCCCACGGCUUGUUGUUUGUAUCAGCGCUACCAGAAAUGUUCUACUGAAGUCGUCGAGUCUCAAUGUGGAAAGGAGUCUAUAGAAUUCGGACUCGGCCUCCUCCAGCGCAACUCCGGCACCACGUUGAGCGUUCUCUGCCAAGGUUUCGAGAACAAUCCCCGCUGCGAUUCUCUCCUCCCACCCCCUGGGACCAAGGCUUCCGGGAAUUCCAAAUCGAUCGUUUCCAAACUCUUCAGCGCUUACGUCAACUCUUAGAAUCUGGACGCUCCUCAUCCCGGCUCUCGGCUUUCGAAAAACGAGAGCAGAAGCCGAUUGGUAUCAGGAGAAGAAACCUCAACCGGAUAGUAGUCCGUGAGGAUAAUAAAGCGAACUCAAUUUUCCCUGAAA